This is a messenger RNA of Cimex lectularius (bed bug), 2658 nucleotides long. It is a transcript of the gene Dbx, whose product is annotated as homeobox protein DBX1. Gene Ontology annotation, molecular function: DNA binding; DNA-binding transcription factor activity, RNA polymerase II-specific. Lineage: Eukaryota; Metazoa; Arthropoda; Insecta; Hemiptera; Cimicidae. The record is from RefSeq and is a predicted model, not a curated record. Gene Ontology annotation, biological process: regulation of transcription by RNA polymerase II. The transcript is spliced from 6 exons. Bases 141 to 1106 code for a protein of 321 amino acids.
AGAUUAUUCCCAACCCCCAAUGUAUUUAGUGGUGGGAUCACAGUGGUGGUUGGGACGGCGUCUGGUCUAGAUCUCUCUCACUCUUCCUCCCGCCUAUGAGAUGACUCUGGUGUUGUUGUUUUUGGUUGUGCGGUAGUGCGAUGCUGCCCAACGUACUGAUGCCUGUCUUAGGACGAGGGAGUGAGGAGGGGCUUAGAAAAGGUCUGCUCGCCUCUUCGCAGUUCUUGGUCGAGAAUUUGCUCGGCUCAGAGAGGAGUCUCAGCCCGGAGGAUUCCGGCCCGGAAAGCCCUACAAGGAGGCCCAGGCAUCCUUCUCCCGUGCCUUCGGAUCAGGACGAAAAAGAUUGGCCAGACCGAGAAGUGAGAUGGGAACCCGGACCAUCUCAGGCGGCGGAGCUGGCCGUCAGGAGGACGAUGGGCACCGUCAGUCCGACCAACAUCCACAAGCCUCCCCUCAAAUUCAGCGUCAGCGCAAUCCUUGGACCAGACCAUGCGAAGCAGACUACAACGACAGGUAGUCUCUUAAGCAGUGGUCACUAUUUGGGAUUUAAUGGGUACAUAGCGAAACCUAUCCCGAGGCCUAGCCCUGGUUUCACUUCCGCCCAUAUUCACCACAGCCUCCUCGCCUGCCGGCAACCUUACAUUACAGCCGAACUGGUGCAAGAGAUGUGUGGUGCAGGUAGCGGGCAUGGAGGUCUCACGGCGACGACCGUCUUCCCACUUCCUGGCACUUUCCCCUGGGCACAGAGCCAGAGGGGCAAACCUAGACGAGGAAUGAUGAGGAGGGCCGUCUUCUCCGACCUCCAGAGGAAAGGACUGGAAAAGAGGUUCCAGAUACAGAAAUACAUCUCCAAGCCGGACAGGAAGAAGCUGGCGGAGAAACUCGGUCUCAAAGACUCUCAGGUUAAAAUCUGGUUUCAAAACCGGAGGAUGAAGUGGAGGAAUUCGAAAGAAAGGGAGCUGCUGGCGAGCGGUGGAUCCCGCGAGCAAACGCUCCCAAAUAAAAACAAUCCGCACCCCGAUCUCAGCGAUCCGGGAGGGACGAGGGCCCACGACACGGAAGAAGAGCAGAGCGCUGAAGACGACGAGGAAAUCAAUGUCACGUGACUACCUGAUGGCUGAACUGUGCUAAGUGAUCGAUAUGGAACCAAAUCUCCUCUUUCGAUUUCAACAUUUAAUUGCUAAAAAAUAUAUAUAUUAUAUAUAAUUUAUAUUAAGAUUUUAUAUUAUUGUUUAUUGUUACCAAAUGCUUUUAGGCAUAUGCCAACCGAACUUGCUUUGGAUUAUCCGAUAUUUUUAUGACUUUUUUUGGCAGUUUUGUAAAUAGAAUAAAUUUAAAUCGACCCUUUCAGAUAGUAGUGGAGAGAUGAGAAUUUACUUUUUCAAAGCGGGAUAUUAUUUUUACGAGAAAUUUGUUCAAUAGAGGGUGGGACCGAGAUUGGUACACUAAAGAUUUCAAAAGGAAAAACUUCAAACACUCACUGUUACAAGAAAUAAUAAUGAUAAACAUUUAAAAGAAAAAACAAAAAUUAUAUAACAAAUAAUAAUGAAAAACCAGUGUGUACAUAAAUGAUAUAUGUUCAUGUAUUUAUUGUAUAACUAAUAUUAACAAAGUUAGUGUAAUGUCUUAUGGAAAGUCUGUAAAAAUUAAAUUCAUUAUAAAUAUUUAUAUUAGAUUUUUUUCCUUGGAUGUAAUGGACAUAGACAUACAACUUCACCGGGGAAAAGAUCAUCCUGGCGCGGGUUCCCGGGCACACUAACCUGGAACGAACAAUCAGAUAAGGCAGGAAUGAUAGUCACGUAGAGACCACACGACCUCUUGCACUCUGUACCUCCUGCAGAUUUACAAAGAACAAGUGCUAAUGUAAUAAAAUAUGAAUGGAGAACCCCCUGAUACAAAGAGCCACGUCCAAAUUAUACAAAUUUAAUAAAGACAUCCCUGGCUUGUGGAUACUGGGUCUCACAUGUCAUACUUCCAGGUGCACAUAGAUCAUACAGAGAUCACAUACACCUCAUGAGGGGGAGACCUCGAAGGUGCCCAGUUGGGUGAAGAAUUGAUCACGGUAGAGCACAUAAUAUUAAUAACAGACUGCAAAGAGAUAUAUCCCGAAUGACCUAUGCGAGGUGUCUUGGGACAGCAGGUACAGAUCGCUUAUUAUCCCUAAUUACCUCGAGUAAUAUCGAGUACUCUGGGGUAGCGUGAAGUGGUUAGCUAAAUCUACUCCCACGGAAAAUCUCUGCCUGUACAUCCAGGAGGAAAAAUCUUGUUCCUUCGAGACUGCGUGUGCUUUGAUGCGAAUUUGUGUAGAACCAUUUCCCUCUUGGAACCACUUGGUGUCCUGCAGUGUGGUAGUCGAAGGGUACGUGUCCUUUGAUGCGAAUUUGUGCAGAACCAUUUCCCUCUUGGAAUCUCUUGAUGUCCUGCAGUGUGGUAGUCGAAGGUUGCGAGUGCUUUGAUACGAAUUUGGGCAGAACCAUUUCCCUCUUGGAACCACUUGGUGUCCUGCAGUGUGGUAGUCGAAGGGUACGUGUCCUUUGAUGCGAAUUUGUGCAGAACCAUUUCCCUCUUGGAAUCUCUUGAUGUCCUGCAGUGUGGUAAUCGAAGGUUGCGUGUGCUUGCUCCAAACUAUGAAAAUUUAUGUUGCGAAAAGAAAAAAAA